Messenger RNA from Trematosphaeria pertusa, 1103 nucleotides. RefSeq lists its product as uncharacterized. NCBI's taxonomy places the organism in Eukaryota, Fungi, Ascomycota, Dothideomycetes, Pleosporales, Trematosphaeriaceae. The coding region runs from base 195 to 737 and encodes 180 amino acids. The transcript has a single exon. The record is from RefSeq and is a predicted model, not a curated record.
CUGCUCCCAAGCUGAAAAUCAACCACUCCGGAACCCGUUAGAAGUCGAGACCGGCUGCGGGUGCUGGCUGUUAACGACUCCUCGAAAUCACGUCCCGCUCACAUCAUUCGUUUUGUAUCUCUGCAAUUUACCGUACCUUCAACUAUCUACUUCUAAAGCACCUACUUUAAACCGUCCUCAAGAGGCUGCACCGGAUGUCCGCCUCUACCAGUCAGCGCAGCCGAUUCCGGCAGGCCGUUGAGGGUGGCCUGGCGACGGCAGUCCUAAUGAAUGGCUUGAAUUGCCUCGUCUUUUCACAAACUCCAUGCAUUGGGACUGACAGGCUUGGGUCCUGCUCCGUCGUCCUGAUCGUUUCCCCGUUUGCGGCGAUCUUGGCACAUAUACCCCCUCGUCCUGACGAUGCUGAUGCCAAUGACCCGGAGAUUGGGGACAAAUAUGUACGAUCCUUCAUGGAACGAGUCACAACCUACUACCGCCAAUGUCAAGCAUAUUUCCCGGCAAAUUCUAGUUCCUGGGUUGUCUGCGUGGUAUUUGGAGACGCUGUUGCACUUCCCGACCAGCAGAGGAUCAUGGAGAGAGCGCUUCGUGAUGUCGGCUUAACCGUGGACACGAGCCAGACUUAUCGUGUCCCGUUCACCAACAAUCACCGGGACCGUGGCACCGUUUUUGCCGAUGGGAGGGGCCAUACAAUUCGAGUUUAUGUGGGAAACCAGGGUGGUCCAGAGUAUUCCCUAUAGCCAGCCUUCUCAGAUUACAGCCGUUACUUCUACCGCUGCCGCGUCGCCAUCCUACGCAAUCACACAAUCCACGGCUUCACCUCGCGCGGCUGUCUUAUCGGCUACCGCGGCGGCAACCCAGAGUACAUCUGGUGAAGCAUGGUGGCAGUGGAAUGCACAACUACGACAAUACCAAUACGGCACCCAGGCAGGAGUCCAACACUCACAAGCGCAUGCCCCUCUCAACGUCUGGGUAUAUUGCUCCACCCCUUGGGAAGGUGGACACAACUGGGUUCUCUGGGAUGGCACAAUCAGGCAUUAUCGAUCAUGAGUGGAUAAUGGCAGCUGAUGAUAUCGCAUAGAACACACUUUUAGGCACGGUAAAGC